This is a messenger RNA of Alternaria novae-zelandiae, 1617 nucleotides long. RefSeq lists its product as uncharacterized. The coding region runs from base 1 to 1617 and encodes 538 amino acids. The record is from RefSeq and is a predicted model, not a curated record. The transcript has 2 exons. Lineage: Eukaryota; Fungi; Ascomycota; Dothideomycetes; Pleosporales; Pleosporaceae. Gene Ontology annotation, molecular function: protein binding.
AUGCCGCAAGCAUCGGGCGAACUCGACAUGGCCCCAGUACCUAGUGUGCAAGGUUACAUUGGAAAGAUACCACAGGAGCUGCGGCUCCAGGUGUGCGAGCUGUUGCCAGGCCAAGCGCUCAAGAACCUUGGACUGGCCAACAAACGAUGGCGAAAGUCUAGUUCGACUGUGCUCUGGAAGACUUUCAGCUCCCAUCUCCAGGAACGAGGUCGCGAUUUCGACGCGCUACUGUUAUCUCCACCUAAUGGAUUUCUCGAUAACGUCAAGAAUCUUAAGAUUACGUCUUUUGAUGUCUCCGAGAAGGUGCUGCAGCUGAUCGCUGUCCUGGCCCAAAACACAUUACGCACCGUGGAGCUACCGACUGGGAACCCCAGGAUCUUGGGCCUUUUGAUUCGCUCUCAAAAUCUGAUUGAAGAGCUUACAUAUCAGCACCCUGGACUGCAGCAUAGCCGUCCGGACUCUCGCUUCCUUGUAGGCAACUUGAAUAAGCUUCGAAAGUUGACCAUUACACCCGCCAAAGAUGACGACUUUAAUGCAUGGCUUCUCAAUACACCAGCUUUGGAGACCCUUAAUAUUGCACACUACAACGGGUUCAAGCCAUCCAAUCCCGAAUUACGAGACUUGGCUUCUCUUAAAAGGUGGAAAUGUCCUAGUACUUUCAUACCUCUGAGGCUUCGACACCUUCGCCUGUCGUACCUCAACCUAUUCGACGGCCCUUACCAUCUGGGGAAGAUCACUGAUCUCCAGUCUCUUACAGAUCUUGAGAUAAGCUACUGUAUCAAUGUCUCGUCCUUUUUAGAGCAUUUGAGCAUCGAAUACUCCGCACUGGACAGCUUCGCUUUGAAGUCGCUGUGUUUUACACAAUCUUUCGAAGAACCAGAUUUAUUCAAGUUCUUAAAUCAGUUUAUCGGAUGCUUUUCAGGCCUGGAGAGGCUCUUUGUCGCGACCCGAAAUCCUCAGCAUGUCAAUGUGGAGAAGAUGUGUCGACACGGGCAAACUCUACGACUUCUCCACUUGGAUCCGUUGUAUCGUCCAAGUCGCCUUCCGCUAUCCGAAGCCAGGAACCACUGCUACACGGCUACCGAGCUCGAGACACUUCUAGUUGGAUGUCCAAAGAUACAGGAGCUCGGUGUUCAUGUCGCUGCUAUCGAUAUCCGCUCUAUGACAUGUGGUGUACCAUAUCUGUUUCCUCAGGAACAAAACUUUGCAAAGGCUUUGGACGUAAUAGCCCGCUUUCCUUUGCUUCGCAGCUUGCGCCUUACGCAUUUGCUAGCAACGUGGUCGAAUGUUGAAUUCGGCAAUCCAGUUGAACGUGCGGUACAAUACUCCCAGUUGGCAACCGAGGUCCUACAAUACCUAGCAGCGCGAAGUUCGCCGAUCGAGAUUUAUGCUAACAGCCCUACCGUGACUCCGGGAUAUCUCGACAUGGCGAAGGACUUCCAGGGUCAUCAGUGGCCUCAUUACUACUACGUGCGCGGACUGAUGACCUUACCAUCCCGUGGCCGCACCCAUACGGAGAUCGUGGCGGUACCAGUCAAGGGGGAGAAUAUGGCAGGCUACCUUCCGAAACAAACAAUCUUGCUUAGGAAUGAACCAACGGAUGAAGUAAUAUGGUAG